AUGACGGGAGACUCGUGGGCAAGCUCGGUAUCGCGGACGCUGUUCGACGAGGUUGGGCCGGACGACGCGGAGGCAGGGAACCUGAACCGGCGGGUGGCGCUCUUCUCGAUCUCGUACGUGAUCAUAGCGACGAUCAUCCUGGUGAACAUCGUGGUGGCGGUGCUGCUGGACGAGUUUAUCUCGUCGGUGACGCGAGAGAAAGAGGAGCAAGCGAGGCUGCUGCAGGAGCAGCGGGAGCUGGAGGCGAAGGCGUCGA
Guillardia theta CCMP2712 is the source of this 256-nucleotide messenger RNA. RefSeq lists its product as hypothetical. The annotation marks the transcript as partial. Lineage: Eukaryota; Cryptophyceae; Pyrenomonadales; Geminigeraceae. The transcript has a single exon. The record is from RefSeq and is a predicted model, not a curated record.